Messenger RNA from Sinocyclocheilus anshuiensis, 3580 nucleotides. RefSeq names its product oxysterol binding protein-like 1A (gene osbpl1a). The coding region runs from base 395 to 2773 and encodes 792 amino acids. Lineage: Eukaryota; Metazoa; Chordata; Actinopteri; Cypriniformes; Cyprinidae. The record is from RefSeq and is a predicted model, not a curated record. Gene Ontology annotation, cellular component: plasma membrane; cytosol; perinuclear endoplasmic reticulum. Gene Ontology annotation, molecular function: cholesterol binding; protein binding. The transcript is spliced from 26 exons.
ACCGGAAGUGCAUCGUCCUCAUGCGUGUUGUCACUCAGCUGUUUAUUUAUUUACAUAUUUCUGUAUGAUGUUAGUUUGUGUUUGCGUUGACUUCACGAGCACAGUCUGUAUGGAGUUGCACAACAGAUUGUAAGAUGUUUGCUGAAGAUGCUUGUGAAGAACUUUGCACUAUUAGCAAAGAGUGAAGAACUUUGCACUAUUAGCAAAGACUCACAUGUGUGAGUUUCACAAACAGGAAGCGGGCAUCACAUGCUCUGUCAAAUCUACGAUAAAGCACAAUUUAUGGAAAUCUUUUUUCUUUUUAAUUAAUGCAUUUAAGUUUUUAUUGCGGAGUAUCUCUCGAUCAAGGAUGGUAGCGUGUCUCGAAGUCUUGCUUUAACUUUUAAAAACAGUGAUGGAGGAGCUGGAUCCAGAGGAGCACUUCCUCAGGGACGCCAGGAACGGGAACCUAGAAGGGAUCCAGAAGCUUUUGAUGUCCAAGAUAAAGGAGGAGGCCGAAAUCGACAUCAACUGCAAGGGCAAGAGCAAAUCUAAUCAUGGCUGGACUCCUCUUCAUCUGGCCUGCUACUUUGGACACAAGGAUGUUGUUGAGGCCUUACUGAAGGCUGGAGCAGAUGCCAAUUUGCCAAAUAAUGUCGGAGAUACGCCUCUCCAUAAAGCAGCAUUCACUGGGAGAAAAGAGGUUGUAAUGUUGCUUCUUCAGUACGACGCUUGCGCUUCUGUCAUCAACGGGAUGGCCCAGAUUCCUAAAGACAUUACCCAGAGUGCUGAGAUUAAAAGCAUGUUGGAGGCUGCUGAGAGGACUGAAGAGAGGAAACUAGAGGAGCAGCUGCUGGAGGCGGCGCGAGAAGGAGCCAUAUCUACCCUCACAAGACUGCUAAACAUGAAGAAACCCCCGAACAUAAAUUGCACGGACUUGUUGGGAAACACACCACUGCACUGCGCCGCUUACAGAGGCCAGAAACAGUGUGCCGUCAAACUCCUGCAGCACAAGGCCAACCCCAACAUCAAGAACAAAAUUGAUCAGACUGUUUUUGAUUUGGCUAACGAUGCAGAAAUGAAGCAGAUCAUUACUGGAAAUGUUAUGAAAGGCAUGACGCGACAUGUUAAAAUGUUCGAGGGGCCUCUUUGGAAGAGUUCAAGGUUUUUCGGCUGGCGCUCCUACUGGGUAGUUCUUCAGGAUGGAGUCUUGUCAUGGUACCCUAAACAGUCAGAUGCAGAUUCAAACACACACCGGCAAGCUUGCAAACCUCUAACACAAGCGCAGUGCAUGAUUAAAGCGAAAGAUAACAGCUAUUUCACGAUCAAGUGCUUUGACAACAGUGUUCACCAUUUCAAAGUGUCACAGAAGAACAACCCCGAAGCCAUCAGAAAAAGGUGGCUGGAGGCCAUAGAGGAGCAUUCAGCCUUCAGCACUCAUUACUGCUCACAAGACCCAGACAGCGAGGAAGAGGAAGACAACGUUGUGUCUGUACAUGAGCUUUCUGACUCACUUCAGCUGACUAGUUUACCAGCACCCAUGUUCUCCAGAAAUGACUUCAGCAUCUGGAGCAUACUGAGGAAGUGCAUUGGGAUGGAGCUGUCUAAGAUCACCAUGCCUGUUAUUUUUAAUGAGCCGCUGAGCUUUCUACAAAGACUUACAGAAUAUAUGGAGCACACAUAUCUCAUCCAUCAGGCCAAUACUUCAGACGACUCUAUUGAGAGAAUGAAGUGUGUGGCCGCGUUUGCUGUAUCAGCCGUGGCGUCUCAGUGGGAAAGGACGGGUAAACCCUUCAACCCCCUGCUAGGAGAGACGUAUGAGUUAGUCAGGGAUGAUCUUGGUUUCCGGCUGAUUUCAGAACAAGUGAGCCACCAUCCUCCCAUCAGCGCCUUUCACGCAGAGGGUUUGCAGAAGGACUUUGUGUUUCAUGGCUCCAUCUACCCCAAACUGAAGUUCUGGGGCAAAAGUGUGGAGGCCGAACCUAAGGGCAUCAUCACUCUAGAACUUCCCAAGCAUAAUGAGGCAUACACAUGGAUGAACCCCACGUGUUGUGUGCACAACAUCAUCGUGGGACAGCUGUGGAUCGAACAGUACGGCAAUGUGGAGGUUAUCAACCACAGAACUGGUGAAAAAUGCUGUCUAAGUUUCAAACCGUGUGGCCUAUUUGGCAAAGAAUUACAUAAGGUUGAAGGCUACAUCCUGGACAAGAGCAAAAAGAAAGUGUGCAACCUUUAUGGGAAAUGGACGGAGUGCAUGUACAUAGUCGACACAGCUACAUUUGAAACUCACAAGAAGAACGAGAAGAAAGCAUCAGAAGACAAGAAAAGCAGUAAACAGUCAUCUCAGACGUCAGACUCAGAAGAAACACCUCAGCCAGGAGGAGAUUCACUGGAGGUGAUCCCAGGAAGUCAGUUGCUCUGGAGAAUAGCACCUAGACCAGUCAACUCUGCCCAGAUGUACAACUUCACUACAUUCGCAAUGCAGCUCGAUGAGCUGGACAAAGAGAUUGAAGCGGUCAUCCCGAAAACAGACAGCAGACUGAGGCCGGACAUACGAGCCAUGGAAAACGGAGACAUCGACCUGGCCAGUGAAGAGAAGAAGAGAUUGGAGGAGAAACAGAGGGCGGCACGUAAGAACCGCUCUAAGUCAGAUGAUGAGUGGAAGACGAGAAACGUCGCCUCGGGCCCCAGGUGGUUUUAUCAAGGUCCAAAUCCACACAAUGGCUCUCAGGACUGGCUGUUCUCCAAUGGCUACUGGGACCGUGAUUAUUCUCAAGUACCGGACAUCUACUGACCUACAGGAAUCUUACAUCAAUAAAUUGUAUAGUCAAGACUACACGUAACGUAACUAUAAAACUAUGCAACCUGCGCUGGUUGGCCAGGUGAACAUUUCAAAUAUCAUAAAUAAUAUUGUUUCAAGAGAGAACUUUUAAACUCACUGAUCUGAAUUUAGUUUUACACUGUUUCAUAUGUACAUGCAUAUGCAACAAUCAAGGGUUUUGGGAACUACAGAUUGUGAAAUAUCAUGAAGAUUAUAAUCACAAGUUGGGCUUGAUAUAGUAAUAUCAGUGUACUGUAUUAGCAAUAAUAGUUCUGUUUUAGUCUUAUGAAAAAGGAUUUUUUUUUUAAAGAUUUGUUAACAAUGGUACAUUUUGGGUGUCCCCCAAGGCUCAAGUCUGAGUCCAUUUUGUUUUCUGUUUAUUGGCUUAAAAAUGAACUUGGCAUUUCUUAAGUUGGAACAUUCCCACUGUGUUGAGUGUGGAAUGUGGUAUAAAACAACUGGUUGUGAAAAUGACUGUUACACAUUUGGAAUCUAACUUUUUAAAAUUCAGAGUUCAUAUUCUCCACAUACAAUGCAGUAUUAGGACAGUGUGUCUAUUUCUGCUGCUCUUUCUGUUGUUGUUUUUUUUUUUUUAGAGAGAUGCCUCUGUGGUGUCACUAAUAUAUUGACUAAUGUCUUUUGUUAUAUUAUAAUAUAACAAUCUUAUUUUAAUUAUGUAUUUAUCAUGAGUCAGUUAUUCGUCUAUUUUUAAAAUUUUAAAGUAUAAAGUUGGUCAGGAACAUGAAGCUGUACUGAUCACUUGAUGCAGUCUACUUUUAA